AUGAGCUCCAAGGAAAUUGAGCCCCAGACAUACCCGGAGAAGGAUCCCGGCCCGCUGGAGGAAGCACAUGCUCUGUCGCCUCUCGAAGAUAAGACCAAGGGUCGUUGGGAGCGCAGUUGGCCUACCAUCGCAUGUGGUGCCGGUCUGUUCUCCGAUGGUUAUCUUAAUGGCGUCAUUGGCCAAGUCAACACGAUACUCAGUACCAUCUAUGCGGAUGUCUACAACAACUCCACGGCCAGUAAGAAUGUCUCAUCAAUCGCCUUUGUUGGUACCGUGGUUGGUAUGCUCAUCUUUGGCUACACAAGCGAUCACUGGUCGCGCAAGUGGUCCCUGAUGAUUUCGACAAUCAUCCUAUUCGUUUUCGCGGCUCUCUGCGCGGGUUCCUAUGGCUACCAUGAUAGCACGUACGGGUUAUUCGCAGCACUAACGGCUUAUCGUUUUUUCAUUGGAGUUGGCAUUGGUGGGGAAUAUCCUGCUGGUUCAGUCGCUUGUGCAGAGAACACUGGCGAGCUCAAGGAAGGACAUCGCAACCGGUGGUUCAUCAUGUUCACCAACUUCCAGAUCGACUUUGGCUUCGUGGUCUCGGCCAUUGUACCCAUGAUUGUCUGCUUGAUCUGCGGUAGUGAUCAUUUGCGGGCAUCCUGGCGUAUUAGUUUGGGCUUGGGUAUCAUCCCUCCCUUGAGUCUGGUCUAUCUUCGAUACAAGAUGAACGAGCCGGAGGAAUUCAACCGCCAGCGCAUGCACAAGUUCCCUUUAUCACUGAUCUUCAAGUUCUACUGGAGGCGCUUGUUUAUCGUCUCUUUGAUCUGGUUCAUCUACGACUUUUCGUCCUACUCCUUCGGCCUGUACUCCUCCAAAUGGCUGUCACUUAUCCUCCCCGAUACCGCACCACUUUGGAAGACCUUUGGCUAUACCACGCUGAUCUAUCUCUUCUACAUUCCUGGUUCCGCUCUCGGGGCAUUUUGUAGUGAUUGGCUUGGCCCUCGUCAAACACUGGCUAUCGGAGUUGGUCUCCAAGGUGUAGUUGGAUUCAUCAUGUCUGGGUGCUACCAAUGGCUUGCUACUAAGGAGUACAUUGGUGCCUUUAUCGUGGUUUACGGUGUUUUCUUGGCCCUAGGUGAAUUUGGCCCUGGCGAUAACAUUGGCCUUGUUGCAGCUAAAACCAGCGCCACCGCCAUUCGCGGACAGUACUACUCGUAUGCCGCAGCCAUCGGUAAGAUUGGCGCAUUCGUGGGUACUUACGUCCUUCCCAUUGCCAAAAACAACGCCCCAAACCCGACUCGCGCUGGCCAGGAUCCUUUUUUCAUUUCCAGCUCCCUCUGCAUCUUCAGUGCUUUCCUGGCAUGGUUCCUUCUCCCCCAGAUCAAUCAGGACACCAUCACCCAUGAGGAUGAAAGGUUCCGCGAGUAUUUGGCCGAACAAGGCUACGACACAUCAACCAUGGGUAACUAA
Penicillium verhagenii is the source of this 1452-nucleotide messenger RNA. RefSeq names its product putative MFS phospholipid transporter (Git1). Gene Ontology annotation, cellular component: plasma membrane. Gene Ontology annotation, molecular function: carboxylic acid transmembrane transporter activity. Gene Ontology annotation, biological process: carboxylic acid transport; transmembrane transport. The record is from RefSeq and is a predicted model, not a curated record. The coding region runs from base 1 to 1452 and encodes 483 amino acids. The transcript has 5 exons. NCBI's taxonomy places the organism in Eukaryota, Fungi, Ascomycota, Eurotiomycetes, Eurotiales, Aspergillaceae.